This is a messenger RNA of Anthostomella pinea, 276 nucleotides long. Lineage: Eukaryota; Fungi; Ascomycota; Sordariomycetes; Xylariales; Xylariaceae. The record is from the annotation of a GenBank genome assembly.
AUGACUAAAUCGCCGUAUUCACAGACAGGUGGGAUCACGACCGUGGUCGUGCAAACGGAAGCACUAGAUGUCGUGCUGCUGGACGCCUUUGUGGUACUGCUAGCCAUAGUGGUAACAGGACCGGUUGACGUUGCUGACGUUGUUCUUGAUGAGAUCGUGGAUGAGAUCGUGGAUGAGAUCGUGGAUGAGACCGUCGAGCUGGUCGUCGAAGAUAUUGUUGAUAUGGUCGAUAGGCUACAGCCGUCCGGCGGUGUUCCGCAUGGUUCCAGCGACUGA